AUGGCAUCAUCUCUAACACCAGCAUACAUCCGUAUAGCUGGACCUUCCACAUCACACAUGAAGUUUAGAAACUCAACCAUCACAAUAGACGAUGCAACGCCACUAGUUAAAGAAGACCCUGAAAAGAUCGCAUUAUCACUUCUGACGGGUCGAAAAGACCGUCGAUUGUCCAUAAUUAAUAAACAGUGGCAGAAAUUUGUACAUUGGGCCAAAAAUACCGGGUUCGAUGUAGUGUUUGCUUUGAACAAUGCGGAGAAGACGUCUUCGGGUAUGUGGGAUCCCAAUGGUGCUCUGAAUAUAUUGUCAGUAGCAGAAAAGGCUAAUAUUGGUGACAUAGUCUGGCAGUUAGGUUAUGAAUGCACCAACCAGUCCAUUGAAGAGUAUCUCAACGAUUUAGAGACACUCCGAGUGAUUGUCGAAACCUUCCCCCCUGGUAGGUCUCCUUCGUGGCGGGUAGUAGGUGGGGAUGUAACGCCCUGCCUCCAAGCCGACUCAAAAAGUGACUUUAAGGACUACAUCAGCUUGUCCAACGAUAUGAUGGAUGCAAUAUUGCUCAAUGGGAACUCCUCAGCUCAGCAAUUAGAAAGAAUGUCGGAAUCAGAUCGUCGCAAAUUGUUAAAACUUCUAAGCCAUAGUGACACACCUCUGUGGCUGACUGAGAAAACACAAAGUCAUUACGACGAGUUGGAGAGAGCUGCCGAAUGGCUCGCCAGUCUUGGUUACUCAGCAAGAAAUGGGUUUUCAAUGCACUUCAGGGAGUUAUUGGAAGAUGAGCUCCAUGAGCCAACCUUGAGUUUUUACAUGGCGCUUCUCUAUAAGAACCUAGUGGGAGAGCGCGUCCUCGACGUAGAUAUGACGGUUUCACGAGCAACACUGUUCGCGCAUUGUGCAUCUUUGCGUCGCAAGCCAGUACCUGGGGCGGUCACUCUUUACGGCGCGAACAUGGGUGACGAACCAGCGAGAUUCUCCCUUAAGCUGUCAAAGAGAGAAGAAGGUGGUGAUAUUAUGCAGUUUAUUUUUGGACGUGACAGCAGUGGGAACAUCAUCGUAAACGGACGAGCAAUGUAUUUAGAGGGUGAUAUCAGGCCAGUGGUUAAACGUGUUCGACCCUACAAGACCCUUCUGCUCAAUCUUCCACCGAAGUCUUUUGGAUUUUGGGUCUUAGCUAACACUCAGGUUGAAGCCUGUCAUUACAAAGAUGAGUCAAAAAUGGAAACUGAGUUCAUUGAAGCUAUACCUAUAGAAGAUGAUAAUACAGAAGAAAUUAUGAACGUCGUUAAAAGAAGACGAUCAUCUAUAAGAAAACGCGAUGUUAGUAAUUUAGAUAUGUCGUUUGAAAUCAUUGAUGAUGAUUAUACUGGCGUGUUAUCAUCACUUGAUGUUGAAAGUAAAAAUGACGCUUUACGUAGGCAAAUAGAUAGCCUCAAUAAUGAGUUAAAAAACUUUCAUGAAUUAGUGAUUUCUAAGAAAGGUCAAAAAAAUGAUCAAUUUCCAAUGAGAUUUAAGCGACAAGCAGUUGACAGAGAAAAUAGAAAGCAAUCGAUAAAUUACGGUACGAAAUCAAGAAGAUCUAAACAAAUGUAUGAAAAAUCAGAUUUUAAAUCUAAUUUAAUAGACAAAAUAUUGCAGCUGAAAAAUGAAAAACUGGCAAAAUUAGACAAGGGUAGGUUUAGUAGAAAAAAUUUCAAAAGAUCUAACACUAAAGCGUGUUCCGAUGAAGAUUAUGUUACUAACGAAGAAAAGGUAUCUAGGAAACGUCGAAGCGUGAUUAAGGAAAAAACUCUUAAUAGUUUGGAAAAUGCAAUGAGAAGUAAAAACAUAAAACAUAGAAUGAAUAAUGUUAAAAGUAUAGAAGAGACGUCAGAAAAUGAAAUAGACAUUAGUGAAGAUCAGUUUGGUGUUGGAAAUAUUUUGCACAAGUUGAAAGGUACUUUGCGUCAUUUACCAAUAGAAAUUGAAGAGAACAUUGAAAAAGUAGAUGAUGGUAAGGAAGAACUAUCUUCGAAUACAAAUGAAAUAACAUUGAAAACAAAAUUAUCAGAUGACGGUGCAGUUAUUAAUAUUAGUGAGAAAACAAAUAAUGGGUUAUUAAAAUCGACUUAUGAAGAUUUGUUAUCUCUAUUGACUGAUUUAAAUAAACAUUUGAAUAGGUUUUGGAGUACAUUUACGUUAUUAGAGUAA
Parnassius apollo (apollo) is the source of this 2181-nucleotide messenger RNA. Lineage: Eukaryota; Metazoa; Arthropoda; Insecta; Lepidoptera; Papilionidae. The record is from the annotation of a GenBank genome assembly.